GAGUUCCCCACAUAACUAAACCUGAAUCGAUACAGUACACUACGUUUCCCACAGUUCACGAAACAGUGACAGAGAUAGCCAACAGAGCUGUAAUUUUCAAUUUUAAAUAUUUUUGCGCAUUAUUUUUGGAAAAAUAAUAAGUGAAAAUGGUUCGUGUGAUAAGUCAGGGAUUUAGCACUCCAAGGAGCCGACACAGUUCCGGCGAGGAAAUGAUCGAAAGGUUCGCCGAAAUGAAAGCUACCGGUACAUCGUUUGAUGACAAACAGACACUUAAAGAUGACCUGUCUCCAAAACCGUUGGUGAUUGAUUGUAACACGGAUACGAACGAUUCAUACAGUGGUCAAGACUCGGAGGACGAUGGUAGAUGCUUCAGAAGAGACAGAGAGAACAAUAACGUUCAUCCGUACCAGGACGUGACUGUUAUGAAGAAGGAACGUCGUCGGGAACGUAAUAAAGUGUCGGCACAAAAUUACAGACAGAGACGUCGGCAACAGAGCUCUGCCGCCCAUAAGUCACUCGAAUCGCUGCAAGUGCACAACAAGAACCUGCUUGACCAGGUCCGCCAGCUGGAGGCCGAGAAGCACAUCGUCGAGGAGUACUUGAAGAGCUGUGUGCGCGUUCCCUGGUGCCCUUUUCAUCGCGCCUCACCGUCCCCACACCACCACUGCACGCCCACCAUCCCCGAACACGAGCCCAUUCAGCCCAUCGUUCAGCCGAUUAGUCCGCCAUAUCCCGGUGACACAACUCUCGGCGCGUCAUGUCCUCCACCCGAACAGCCUUGCUGUAAUGGCGCGAGCAAUUUCCCCCAGCUCGACAACUGUCGCCCGAUGAACAUGACCGUUGACAACGAGUGUCGACCUGUUGCUAUGGCGCCAGACAACGCCAACAACAACACCAACACCAACAUGCCCCAGUGCAUGCCCGGCGGCGCCCCUUCGUCGGGAGACAGUUCGACUCCAUGAGGCCCAAAUCUCGUGCUUGUUUGAACUUGAACGUGACGUAUUUGCACGAGGUAGUUUAUGUUGCCCGCACCACAUGACAGCCAGUGUACUCAUCAUGGCUGAAAUGCCGUUAUUAGCACGUUGAGAUGCAUACAAGUUUUCCCAUCCAGUUCAUUGUUUAGGACUUGUAACACUGAUGUUAAGCUGUCAUUGCGGGAAAGGGCAACGCAGGCAGCGUUGUUUGUGAGGAACAGUUUAGCGUACCGGCGUAUCUGCACUCUCGCCAGUUCCGAGUGAGGUACCAAAACUGAAGGAUGGCCCAGUCCCCGGAGGCGUAAAGGCCUUUCAUAGGAAUGAAACGUUUGGUACCCAAUUGUAGAUAAAUACAUGUACACAGAUUAAGAACAUUAAUUCAGAAAUGUAUCUUGAUAAAAGGAUGACUGCGUUUAUUUUGUAGUAGUUAUUUCGUAGAAAUCGUACUUUUUUAUGCCUUAUUAUAAAAAUGCAUUUGCACAAUUGAUGUUGUAAGUUUUAGUGAUGUUUUCAAUUGUAUGGCAAUUUUAAACGUUUUUUCUUUCUUUUUUGUAAAACUAUUUUUCUUAAUGGUAUACCAUGUACAUUUAUAUUUGUUGGAACUGUUAGGUCGAUCUCAAAUGUCCACGAUUUCAUGUAUGUACUUCUCUUUUCAUAACAAUGCAAUACAAGUAGAUAUUACUUUAGCUUAAUAUUGAAUGAGUAAAACAUAUACAUAGAUAUAUAGCCAUUAAGAUGCAUUUCAGUUGCUUUUUGUAUAUAUAUAUAUAUCUUAUUAUAAGAGCUGUGUUCGUUGUCACCAUUUCAUCUUGGCAAGUUUCAGAAGUUUCACCUUGAUCAUGUAUUUUUCAAUAUUUUGUAUUUUACACAAAUUUAUCUUGUUAAGUAAAAGGGAAAAAAUG
Messenger RNA from Mya arenaria, 1876 nucleotides. RefSeq lists its product as uncharacterized. The coding region runs from base 147 to 962 and encodes 271 amino acids. Gene Ontology annotation, biological process: regulation of transcription by RNA polymerase II. NCBI's taxonomy places the organism in Eukaryota, Metazoa, Mollusca, Bivalvia, Myida, Myidae. Gene Ontology annotation, molecular function: RNA polymerase II cis-regulatory region sequence-specific DNA binding; DNA-binding transcription factor activity, RNA polymerase II-specific. Gene Ontology annotation, cellular component: nucleus. The record is from RefSeq and is a predicted model, not a curated record. The transcript is spliced from 3 exons.